Messenger RNA from Ilyonectria robusta, 524 nucleotides. RefSeq lists its product as uncharacterized. Lineage: Eukaryota; Fungi; Ascomycota; Sordariomycetes; Hypocreales; Nectriaceae. Bases 240 to 476 code for a protein of 78 amino acids. The record is from RefSeq and is a predicted model, not a curated record. The transcript has a single exon.
CUCAAUUCCUGGGGAUCCAGUGUUCAAACCACGUCAAAGAGUUUUGCUGGCGUCGUAUUGCAUUAGCCGUUUGAUACCCGCAGGCGCGCCAAAGUCUCACUGCAGCUCCAAUCUUAAAAGGUGAGUUCGAAUAUCCAUCACCUCGAAGUAGCAUGUUCAGCUUGUAAGCCUCACCUGAUGCUGUGACUCUCAACAAUCGUGAACUGGGUGAGAAAUUGGUUCAUGUCCCAAGCCAGUGAAUGAUCAUAACAGUUGCCUGUGUGGUUCAUUGCUGCUUCUCGGGUGUAUCAAACUCGUUUGCAUUGACUGUGGAAUGUCUGGCCUUUCAUGAUUUCCAGCUAGACAUCAACUCUUUGCCGUUGUUGGCCAAACCAUCACGUCUUUCAGAUCUUACGGUCGCGAUGUGUCGUCCGAAUUGGCCUCGGGUACCGGCCCACUUGAGCUUUGCUAAAGGAGACAUUUGUCAACUUCUUUAACCAAACUAUUAUGUCGAACCUACGUAUUAGUACUCUAAUGGAUUGGAC